ACCAAGAUUUACUCCUUGACACAUAAAUCCAAGUUACAAGAGUUCCCAAGAACUUUGGAGAGAGCUAUUGAUCGAGCUCUAUAACCUGUCCAUUAAAAAGGAAAAGAUGGUAAUGGGUAUGAAGGUCUCACAUCACAUGUUCAUGGAUGACAUAUCUCAGAACUUCCAUCACCACUGACUCUGAAGUCACUGCAUUAUCAUAUCUUUUAGUCUGCAAUUUGUUUGGUUGAGGAGGUGACCCAUUUGUUUCCCAAAUGUACUUUUCCUUUCUUUUCUUUCUUAUCCUAGCAGUAAAGGAGGUAGACAUCAGAAAGCUACAAUGCCAACUCAGAAAGUUUCAAAGCCACAUCCUCUUAUAGUCAGUAUAAGAGAAAAGAGGCAAUCCAUGAUGUCUGUUAGGAUUUUUCUCAUUUUCAGACUUUUUUUUUAUUUUAUUUUUUGUGGUCUGCUCUGCCUACUUACAAAGACCAUGCUUUUUGCCUAAAUAUUAUCUUUUGGAAGUCUAUGUUCUGCAUUUAUUCUUCUUGAUGAGCAAUAGGUGACUCAUGCAACAAACAGUUAGAUUCAACCACCACAUCUAUAUCCCCUUUAAAUACCAUUCGCCAAAAACAAGAUUCAUCAAUCAUCACAAAGCAUCUCUUCCUAGAUCACUGAAGCUGAAGAAACAAUCAACAGCUUGCAUAGUUGGUGCAAUCUGCAAGACUAGAAAAAAAAUUCCACAUUCCAUUCAUCAAAAAUGAAGAAUCAGCUGCUUGAACAAGUUAUUGGAGUUCCAAUCAAAUCAACAACACAUCGAGUUGAGAGAACGCCAAGGCGGUACUUACCUGAUGCCGCUGGCCAAUACCGCAUUUCAUCUUCGGUUGAACGGUCUACCACAUUUAGAAAAAGCAAAGGGAAUUUUGUACUUAAAAGGAUGAACAAGCUAAGGAAGAAAGCUGAUACUUUUGCACAUGGAGUCCGAGAGCAUGUAAGGUUGGGCCCAAAGAUCACUGAAACUGUGAAGGGGAAAUUGAGUUUGGGGGCAAGAAUUCUUCAAGUGGGAGGGGUGGAGAAAAUUUUCAAACAAUUGUUUAGUGUCAGAGAAGGGGAGAAGCUGUUGAAGGCUUGUCAAUGUUAUUUAUCAACAACAACAGGUCCUAUAGCCGGCCUACUUUUCAUCUCCUCCCAAAAGGUUGCUUUUUGCAGUGAUAGAUCAAUCAAAAUCCCCUCUCCUAAUGGAGAAUUGCUCAGAGUCAAUUACAAGGUUUUAAUUCCGCUUGAGAAAAUAAAGGGAGUUAAUCAAAGUGAAAACAUGGAGAAACCAUCGCCAAAGUACAUGGAAAUUGUGACAGUAGAUGAUUUUGACUUCUGGUUUAUGGGCUUCUUGAAUUACCAGAAAGCUUUCAAAUAUCUUCAGCAGGCAAUCUCCAAAGACUAGAAGAUGUAUGAGUCACUUUCUAGGUGACUUAGAAAUGUCUCUCCUCUGUCUCAUCAGAUUGUUUUGUUGAUGAAAUGAGGAAAAACUAUCAGCCUUACAAAUGUAAAAUGUUUUUCUUAAUUGAAUAGAAAUUAUCCAUACACAUGGUGUAUAGUUUUGUUGUUUCUCCCAUCACAGCAUCUUUGAGUGAGAUAAAAGUCGGAGCAUGAUAAACGGUUGCAUCCUAAAUUUCUGAUUCAAUCAUUGCAUCCUUGAGACUCUGCCUUCUCACCCCACUUAAAUUGGUCCUUUUCGAGUAGUGCAGUCAGUGGCUUGAUUUGAUUGAAAUUUGGAUGAAAUGCUAGUGAAUAUAAGUUAGAAUUUAUGGCAGAAUGAAGAUGAAAUUGAGUUUCUCGUAAAUAAAUUUUAGAGAAAACUUAAAGUUUCUUGAAAAUUAAAAAUUCUAAAGAUUUAUUGA
Messenger RNA from Durio zibethinus, 1874 nucleotides. Its product is annotated as putative GEM-like protein 8. Lineage: Eukaryota; Viridiplantae; Streptophyta; Magnoliopsida; Malvales; Malvaceae. The record is from RefSeq and is a predicted model, not a curated record.